Molecule: messenger RNA, 16294 nt
Organism: Hypomesus transpacificus
Lineage: Eukaryota; Metazoa; Chordata; Actinopteri; Osmeriformes; Osmeridae
Gene: ehbp1l1a
Product: EH domain binding protein 1-like 1a
Exons: 28
Coding region: 415-14988 (4857 amino acids)
Molecular function (GO): protein binding
Source: RefSeq, a predicted model, not a curated record
GCACUGGCAAAGCAAGCCAAGAAAGAAGGACAAAAUGGGCUUUCCUGUUAUCAACUAAUCAUCGACAUUUCUUCAACAAAAACACUUGAAUUGAAGCAUGAAUCAACAGUGACUAGGGUGUAAAUCAUUGUAGCCUAUGCAAAACUGUGUUUGAUUACACAAGUAUUACAGCUGCGUGGAGUUGGGCUGUUGCUGUGAAGAUCUGUCGCCGCGUGCAUUUGUUUUGCAGUUUGACAUUUGCGACAUGUGAACACUGCAGUCAUUGGGACAUCGACGCACUCGCGCUACAGGCGGAGAAGUGCUAUCUGUCUUCUUAAAAAAGAAAGUAGGCUAUGAGGAGGAGGACAGAAUACAGCUGUGUGGAUUUUAACUGAUGUUUCUUAUAAAGUACUUGAGAAUUUUUUAACGUAAAAUAUGACUUCGGUUUGGAAAAGACUACAACGAGUCGGCAAGAAAGCCUCGAAGUUCCAGUUUGCGGCGUCUUUUCAAGAGCUGAUGAUAGAAUGCACUAAUAAAUGGCAACCAGACAAACUGAGGGUGGUUUGGACCAGGAGGAAUAGGCGGCACUCCUCCAAGCUCCAUGGGUGGCAGCCAGGAAUCAAGAACCCGUACAGGGGGAUGGUGGUGUGGCAGGUGCCGGAGAGCCUGGACAUCACCGUCACCCUCUUCAAGGAACCAACUGCAGAUGAAUUUGAGGACAAGGACUGGACGUUCGUCAUCGAGAGUGAGACGAGAGGUCACCGGAAGGUGCUGGCGUCGGCCGACGUGAACAUGAGGAAGUUUGCCAGCGCCACACCGGUCCAGUUCGACAUGACGCUGCAGUUCAAGCCCGUGUCGGUGAAGGUGGUGGAGGCCACGCUCAAACUCACCUUGUCCUGCGUCUUCCUCAAAGAGGGCAAGGCCACGGACGAGGACAUGCAGAGCCUGGCCAGUCUGAUGAGCCUGAAGCAGAGUGACAUUGGGAAUCUGGACGACUUCAACGAUAGUGACGAGGAGGAGGAGAGGAGGGGAAGCACUGGACAAGGUCCAGUUCCUCCAACCAGAAGGAUACACGACCAGGCGUGGAGACCUGUGUUUGACUCAGAUCUUCACAGACAUCUCAGCACACUGGCUGAAGAGGAGUGCCCUAAUGUUCCACCUACUGGAGUAGUCAAUAACGCCGGUAAUAGGCCAGACCCAGACAAGACGCCAUUGGCCAGGCCCUAUGAAAAAAGGCGGGAGGCUCAGCAAGCGUAUGGAUUGGAGGUUGUCAGGAGAACUGCUGGACCUGAGAGCAUGACCUCUGUGCUGCCCUUUAGCCCCAGAGCACCCUCUGCCCCCCAAGUCCCAUAUUUUGAGAUGCCCAAACCUGUCAGGAAUCAGGCAGAGGCCAUGCCAACAGGGGUGCUCCCCAACCCCAAACCUAAACCCAAACCCAAGCCCAAACCCAAACCAGCAACCCGUCCCAUCCCCUCCUCACCUGAGACUAAGGCUGGCCUUUCUGAGCCCACGUUCACUUCUGCCAUGGAGCCACUGGUCAAACCACGGAGUCAUAUGACCAAGAUGUCCAUUCAGAUUGGCACAGCAUCAGGAAAUACUGAGCCUGUUCAGUUCACUCUGAAGCCACCCUCUAAGAAACAGAAGAUGCGCUCUUCCAAAACUGUGAAACAUUUGCCUGACAUUGCUCACACAGAAAAGAAAGAUGCAAAGAAAGAGCAGGAUCUGAAAGUUGUCCCUAAGACAACUGCUCCCACAAACAUAGGACAAUCUGAAGUCAUACCCAGGGAUCGGGGAACUGAAAGCGUGGACACAUUGCUUCCAUCUUGUCCAAGAGUUGCCAGUUCUCCUGGUUUCCCCUCUACAAUAGUAACCAAAACAUCAGAGGCACACUCUGACCAGUGGUCCCUUGAUAAAAACCCACUUAGGGUGAGAGAGAGCCCCAGAAUCACUCCAGCCAAUCAGAGAUCUGUCCAGGACCAGAAAUCCAAGGACAACAUGGCCUCUAUGGUGCCAAGCAGUCCCGGGGUGGCUACCAUCCCCGGUUUUCCCUCCGCACCCCAACACAAAAUGGAAACCCCAGAACUCCAAAUGGAGCCUCUUAAAGUUAACCUGGCACCAUGUGUCACAACAGUGUCAAGUUCAGCAAGUUUGCCAUCAAGGCAGCCAAACAAAACUGCUGAGUUUCAGACUAGUAAUUUACAUGAGGAUGAAAAGCCCUUAUGGGAGGUAUCACAGAAGCCCAAUGCUGAGGUUUCUAAGAUGUUGGGAACACCAAGUAUGGCUAAUCUACUGCCAACCUGUCCCCAAGCUUCAACUAUUCCUGGAUUGCCUUCUUUAAAUCAGACACAGUCAGCUGGCUGGCCAGUGGAAAGAAACUCCCUGGUCAAGAUAUCUUUUCGAAAGAGGUCAGGAUCCUUAUUAUCACAUUUAGAUAAUGUUGAUAGAGUUUAUUGGGAUCGUGAAAUGUGUGCAAAAAUGGUGGAUAUGACACCAUCCUGCCCAAGAGUAUCCCUUAUUCCUGGCUUCCCAUUUGCCCCAAGACAAGAGCCCUGCAUGGUUGACCUUCUACCUACAUGUCCCAGGAAAAGCAGCAUUCUAGGUGUACCCUCCAGAGAGACAGUCAUGUCCAGAGAUGAAGACUGGAUUGUGGACAGACAUCCAGUGUGGGAAAAGCCAGUGAGGAUAAGAGAAGGAUGUAUUCUACAGAUGAAUAAGGAAGUCACUAUGGAGGACGCUGAAACGAGGAGGAAAAUGGUAGACAUGUUGCCUACUUGCCCAAGAAAAGCCAGUGUUUCUGGCUUCCCCUCAGCACCAAUGCCCAAAACCAGAAUGGUAAACAUUUUGCCUACGUGCCCCAAACGAGCUAGAAUUUCAGGUUUACCUUCUACUGACCCAGUCAAGUCUAGUAAUGAAGAUUGGGCUGUUGACAAAAGGCCACUGUGGCAGAAGCCAUUGAAGAAAUCUGAUUUCCUAAUGCCAUCUGCUUCUCCAGUUCUGAGUAAAUAUGAGGAUAUGUUUAGGCUGUUGCCUUCUUGUCCAAAAGAGACCUCUAUACCAGGCUUCCCUUCUGUGCCACAAAAGCUAGCUGGGACACCAAGUAUGGUGAGCCUUCUGCCUUCAUGUUCUGACAUAACCAAGGUUUCUGGUAUACCAUCUAGACAUCAAAAUCUGUCAAAGAAUCUUGACUGGCAUGCUCUGAGAAGAUCAUUCAUCGAGAGACCACUGAUUAAAAAGCCACAGUAUGGGAUUAAAGUAUUAUUAUGUAACAAUGCCAAAUACAUGAAAGACAUGGUCAAACUGUUACCAUCUUGUCCAAGACAAGCUAGCAUUCCUGGCUUUCCCUCUGCACCUCAACAUGAGCCAAGUAUGGUUAACCUUCUUCCUACAUGCCCUAAGGUGGCCAGAGUUCCAGGUUUCCCCUCAGUACAGCCACGGAGAUGUAGGGAUGAAGCUUGGCUUGUAAACCGUAGUCCACUAUGGCAGAAGUCAUUGAAGAAAAGUAACCUAUUUGAUCUUCCUAUGUCUCCAGUUCAGUGUAAAGAUGAAGAAAUAGUUAGGAUGUUUGCUUUGGUGCCAUCUUGCCCAAGGCAGACUAGAAUCCCUGGGUUUCCCACUGUACAAAGACAAGAGCCAUGCAUGGUUGACCUUCUUCCUACUUGUGCAAGAGUAGCAAGAGUUCCUGGCUUACCAUCUAGAGAAUCAGUUGGAUCCAAAGAUGCAGAUUGGGUUGUGGACAGAAGGCCGUUGUGGGUAAAGCCACUGCAGAAAAAAGAUAUUUCAAUAAUCUCUCUAUCUCACUAUAAAGAAGAAAAAAUUUGGAAACACAUGGUAGAUUUGAUGCCAUCUUGUCUAAGAAAGGCCAGUGUACCUGGGUUUCCUUCUGCACCCAGACAGAGGACAGCUAAAGUCCCAAGCAUGGUACAUCUACGGCCCUCUUGUCCAAAAGUAUCGAGGGUUCCUGGCUUGCCAGGUAUUGACCAGACUCAUGCAGUUGAGUGGCCAGUGAAUAGAGAGUCUCUGUUCAACAAGGUGUUCGCACAAAGGCCAGGAUUGCUUCACUUUGAGGACACGUCAUAUUUUCCUUGUAAAACGGUUACAAAUAUGACAAAUAUGUUACCAUCUUGUCCAAGUAAGGCUAGAAUUCCAGGCUUCCCCUCUGCACCAAGUCAAAAGACAAGUAUGGUAUACCUCUUGCCUACAUGUCCUCAGGUAGCAAGAGUUUUAGGGUUUCCUUCAAGACAGUCAGUCAAAAAUGAGGAUAUAUUUGUGGACAGAUGUUUUCUGUGGCAGAAGCCACUAAAGAAAGGUGACGUGUUGAUUUUGCCAAUUUACCAAACUCAUGAUAAAAACAUUCAUGGGAUGGUAGCAAUGGUGCCAACUUGUCCAAGACAAGCUCGUAUUCCAGGCUUCCCGUCUGCACCACAGAGGCAAGCAGACACACCAAGUAGGAUGUGUUUACUUCCCACCUGUCCUAAAUCAUCCCAGAUUCCAGGUUUUCCAUCUAAACAACCUGUUGAUUGUGAAGAUAAAGUAUGGUGUUUAGUGAGAGAAUCUCUGUGGGAGAGGCCAUUACACAAAGUUAAUGUGAAAAUGUGUUCACAUGUCUGUACAUCAUACGACGACAAAGACUUUGUGAAAGAAAUGGCAGCUAUGUUACCAUCAUGUCCACUCAAGACCAGUAUUCCAGGGUUGCCCUCUCAGCUGAAGUUAGUACAAACUCCAGUUAUGCAUAGCCUGUUGUCCACUUGUCCUAAGAGCUCCAGAGUUUCUGGUAUGCCUUCAAGAGUACCAGUAGACACAGAUGAAGGUCACUGGCAUGCUAGUAAGAGGCCUUUGUUGCUCAGACCAUUAAAGAAAAGAGCAAAAGUUGUUAUUCAGUCGAGUCAAUCUUUCAAAGAAAAAGCAAUGGUUAGAAUUAUGGUUUCAAUGUUGCCGCCCUGCUCUAGAAAUGCUACUAUUCCAGGCUUUCCUUCAAAGUCUAGACAGAGACCUCAGAGUAUUUUGGGACUUGAGAAAGCCCCUAGUAUGCAAAAUAUUUUACCCACCUGUCCAAAGCAUACAACAGUUCCAGGUUUACCAUCCAGAGACCCUGUGAAAAUGUCAAAGGUUGGUUGGCAUGUAAACAGGCAGUCAUUGUGGAAUAAACCACUGACUAAAAGAAAGGGGAUUGUUUCUCAGUUUCACCCAAUCGAGAUGUCAUUGAGAGCCAAAGAAAUAAUGAUGAGUAUGGUGCCAGCCUGUCCAAGACAUUCCACCAUCCCUGGUUUUCCAUCUAAAGUGGUUUGUGUCAGUAGGGUUCAGAAAGAGCAAUUUUUGACUUGUCUGUCAUCAACUUGCCCUGAAAGUUCCUGCAUCAUUGGUUUUCCUUCGAGACAGUCAUCAUGGUCUGAUGUCAGAGUAGAGCACUGGCCCACAGUUAAGAGUGUAUUAUGGGAGAAACCACUCAAGACAUUAGCUAGGACUCAGAUAUUUUCCUUAUCUCAGGGACAGAGUUGUUACAGACACAAACUCGUGAGAAAUGCUAUGGUGUCUCUUGUACCAUCAUGUCCAAUUGUUGCUCUCUUUCCAGGAUUUCCUUCUCUGUCACAACUGAAUGUAGAAAAGCUUACAAGUAUGGUAGAUAUUGUACCAACAUGUCCUAUGUUGUCUUCUAUUCUGGGGCUUCCAUCCACAAAUACUCAUACAGUAGAGAGUCGAGUAAAGGGUUGGCCAUUGGGGAAUAAACCAUUGCUGGAGAAACCAUUGAAAGAGAGUGCUGUAACAAUACAUACACCCCCAAUUAUUUAUAUUAUAAGAUCUGAUAAAAACUUGAGUAAACACAUGAUGGCUUUAGAACCAACAUGUCCAAGGAAAGCCAGGAUACCUGGAUUUCCAUCAGCCCCAAAACACAGAACAAAGGAAUAUAUUACAGCUUCGGUCGAAGCAUGCCACUCAAAUGGUUCUAAAGUCUCUGCAGCAGUUACAGACCAUAGAGGAGAGGUUCUGAUUCGACAGUGGCCGGUAGAGGAGAUGCCAGUUGGAGAAAAGUCCCUCAAAGAAGCAUCAGUGGGAUCUUUUAAUUCCAAUCAAGAUGUACCAGAUGAUCUCAAGAAAAGGAUGGAGGCAAUGUUGCUGCCCAGCCCAAGCAAGACCCCAGUCUCUGAACUGAUAUCUGUACAAACCCAAAUGUCUCACCACAGUGGAGGAAAAGUUCAUCAAAGCAGUGACAUGAAAAUAGUGGUGAAAGAGGAAGUACAAGGAUCAAAAGAUGGUUCAGUGAUGGAGGGGGUCAGAGUGGAAGGGCUCUUUUGGACACAAAAUGAGGCUCAAGAAGUGGGCAUUCUAGAAAAAGGUCCCUCUCAUCCAUCUCCAACCCAAGAAGGACAGCUAGUAUUGUAUGAGAUGAAAGGAGCUGUUAAGAAAGAUUCAAAGGAAUCCAAUCUGAACCUAGUUGAUGGUCAAUCAAUAGUGUCCUUUAAGGAACCACCCAUGGAUGUUACAGUAAAUAAAGUAUUUGUGUCAGAAUCUGGUUUAGAUGUUGAGAAAAAGGAGACUAUAUUGGCUAGGGAGACGAAGGUGGUUACUGGAUUAGUGGAAACAGUGGAUGCAAUCACACGCACUGGUGGGGGACCUGAAAACAUGGUUCCUCUGCUGCCAUCGUGUCCAGGUGUUGCUACAUCACCAGGGUUUCCCUCCAGGGAAACUACCACAAAGGCUCACUUAAAGGAUGCACUGGUGGACAAGACCGUAUUUUGGGAGAGGCCUCCAAAGGAGGCUCUACACCUGGCAAUGGAUAUAUCACCUCAAGAAAGGGAGACAAUGAAAGGAAUUUCAGACAUGGUUCCAUCUUGUCCCAAUUCUGCCACCAUACCUGGAUUUCCAUCUGCACAGCAACCAAAGCUUAGGGAAGAGAAAAUAAAGCAUGAGCUUUAUAUGGAAAAUGUGCUGCCAUCUUACCCAACACUUUACGAUGGAGAGUGUUCAGAUAAGGAAACAAUCAGGAACAAUGCAUACACCGUCGGAGAAACAGAGGUCAUUGCAUCCGCACCCCAUUUGGACAAAUUAAUGGAAGAUAAACAGUUAAUGAAGCACGUGGUGGAUAUAAAGUCACCAUGCCAUAAUGAAACCAGGAGUCCAAGCUUUCUCUCAACACCUCAUUCAAAAGCUGUUCACUUUAGUCCAAGUAUGGUAAACCUUUUACCAUCCUGCCCCCAAUAUUCUGGUCUGCUUGGUUGGCCAUGUACUGCUGAUGCUAGUAGACAAGACUGGUAUAUAAGUCAAGAACCUAUAUGGGAGGCACCUCCAAAGGAAAAGCUUUUUUUCAACAGCGAGGGCUUAAAAUAUUAUAAGGAAGCUAUGAAGGAAAUGGUUGCCUUAGCGCCAACAUGCCCUGAAGCUGCCAGCAUUCCAGGCUUCCCCUCCUUGCCCCGGCGCAAGGCUGAGAUAGAAUCCAGUAUGGUUAAUCUUCUGUUGUCUAUCCCCAAAGUUUCAAGUAUAGCAGGUUUUCAAUCCACUGAGGGAAAUUAUACAAAAGAAUGGUCAAAAGACCAAGGGUCACUUUGGGAAAAACAAGUCAAAGACAAAAGCACUGUCUCAAUAGACAGCUACCAAGGAGGAGAUAUGACAAGAGGCAUGGUAGCUAUGGUACCAGCUUGUCCAAAAAAAGCUAGGGCUGCUGGUUUCCCCUCCAUGCCUCACUCCAGUCCAGAUAUGGGAUCGCUUCUCUCGUCCUGCCCAAAGGUCUCAAGUAUAUCUGGUUUCCCAUCUACUGAGGCCGUUGAUAGGCAAGACUGGCUUAUGAAUCAUACACCCCUGUGGGAGAAGCAGACAAAGGAAAAGAUUACAUUCAUGGACAUAUCAAAUAAAGAUAAAGGUGAAAUGAACGGAAUGUCUGCUCUGGUGCCAUCCUGUCCAAAAGAAGCCAGGACUCCUGGCUUCCCCUCAGUACCAGAACCAAAACACAUUUACUAUGGACCUAGUAUGGUUAAUAUGUUGUCUUCAUGUCCAAGAGUGUCCAAUAUAUCAGGUAUGCCAUCCAUUGAUGGAGAUAGUAAGAAUACAUGGCUGACAUAUCAGGAACCACUAUGGGAGAAGCAAUUGAAGGAGAGGCCCAGGGUGACUGCAUACACACCAGAUGUGAAGGUGAAAGAUCAGAUGAAAGCUAUGGUGCUCUUGGUACCUUCCUGUCCAAAAGAGGCUCGUAUACCCGGAUUCCCGUCUGUACCCAAACCCAAACUGGUUCGCUGUGAACCAAGCAUGCUAAGCCUACUAUCAUCUUGCCCAAAAUCCUCUUGUAUUCCAGGCUUUGCCUCAUCAUUGGAGGCUUCUAAAAGUGACUGGUUUAUUAGUAUUCAUCCAUUGUGGGAGAAACAUAGGAAGGUGAAGUCAGUUGUAAUCUACGGAAGAUUAGAUCAAGACAAAGAUGAAGUAAAAGCAAUGAUGGCUAUAGUGCCAUCCUGUCCUAAACAUGCUCGUAUUCCAGGUUUUCCCUCAGUGCCACAACCCAAAGUGGUCUACUAUGCACCAAAUCUUUCCAACCUUCUUCCAUCAUGCCCCAAAGUAUCCAGUAUGGCUGGUUUCCCAUCCACUCAGGAAGCUGACAGUAAAGACUGGCAAACAGACUGUAGGCCAUUACGGAAGAAAGAAAUUAAGGAAAAGCGUAUAUUAAUUAUCGAUGGAUUUGAAAAAGGCAAUCAUGAUAUGAAAGGAAUGGUUUCCCUUGUACCAACUUGUCCAAAAGCAGCCUGUACCCCUGGUUUUCCAUCUGUCCCACUACCCAGAGUGGUAUAUUUUGGGACAAUGCCAAGUAUGAUUAAUCUUUCACUCUCCCUUCCAAAAUGCUCAACUAUUCCAGGCUGCCCAUCAUCUGAUCAAACUAAGAAGAAAGAAUGGCUUACAGAAACUGAACCGCUGUGGAAGAAGGAACCAAAGAAUAGGACACUAAUGAUCGAAAAAUCUGGAAAAGAAGCAAACAUGACGACAUCAAUGCUGGCUCUGGUGCCAUCCUGUCCAAAACUGUCAUGUGUACCUGGUUUCCCAUCUGUUCCAAAUCCUAAAGUUGUGUAUUAUGGACCGAAUAUAGUCAAUCUGCUCCCACUCUGCCCCCAAGUCUCUAAUAUCCCAGGGUUUGCCUCGCUUAAAUAUGAUAAACAAGCAGAAUGGGUCACUGAACACGGUUCAUUGAUAGAGCGACCACAAAAAGAGAGAAAGUUUGUUAUUUAUGAAGCAGAACUUGGCAUAGAUACUUCCAAAAACAUGUUUGCAUUAGUACCAUCUUGCCCACAUGCUGCAAAGAUUCCUGGCUUCCCCUCCGCACCACAACACAAGAUGAUGAGUCUGGUACCCUUAUGCCCCAAAGUUUCAAGUCUCCCAGGCAUUGCAACCACUGAGGAACACUUGGAUUGGCUUGUUGACCCAAACCCACUGUGGGAAGAACUUCAGAAGAAAAAGAAGGAAACUGUUUUUGCAAUAGACAGUCCAAAACAAGACAGGGAAAUCAUCAAAAAAAUGGUGGCCUCGGUGUCAUCUUGUCCAGAAGCUGCCAGGUCUCCUGGCUUCCCCUCUGCACCUAAUCCCAAAGCUAGGGAGCCAAACAUGCUGAGUCUGGUCCCCUACAACAACAAAACCUCCUGCCUUCCUGGUUUCCCAUCCACCUCUAAAGGCCCAAGAGAAGAUUGCCUACUAGAAUCAAACCCUUUGUGGGUAAAGCCACAAACAAAGCAAUUACACAUCAUGACACCAGUCUGUCAAGCUCAGGAAAGACCCUCAAGUGAUGCAAUGAGCAAUAUGUUGUUCAUGGUACCAUCAUGCCCAAGAGAAAGUAUUAUGCCUGGUUUCCCUUCAGCUCCAAUUCAAAAUAGAGCCCCAAACAUCACAAGUUUACUUGCAUCUGCCCCAUAUGUUUCAGCUAUUCCUGGAUUUCCAUCAGCAAGAAUGGUUAAUUCAGAUCAGAAAAAUACAGAGGUAGUAAUUACUAAGCCCCUCUUUGAGAAGCCUGAGAAAAAAAAGAAAGCCAUUAUUACAUCUGUGUCAGCAGAAGACAUUGAAAAAAUAAAGAAUAUGGUAGCAAUGGCACCCUCAUGUCCAGCUGAGAGUCGUAUCCCUGGAUUACCAUCCAUAUCGCCACCAAAAGCAAUGCCUGCCCUUCUGCCACCGUCACGCCCCAAGGAAACAAGCAAACCUGGUCACUUUAAUGAUCUACCGUGCAGUUCAGAUUCUGGAGAUGAGAAAACUUUGCGUGUCGAAGAAAAGUUGACAGAUGGUGAGAGAGAAAUGGCAGAUCUUGCUGUAGAUAAGGGUAUCCCCAGCAACCAUCAUAGAGAGAAGCUUUCGGAAGAAGAAUUCCAUCCCAAGCAGAAGUCUUGGGAGAGCACAGAGUCAGAGCUAGUUUUAGAGUGGGAAGUGCUGGAAGCUGAGGACUCAGAAAAGGACUCAGAGACAGAGAAGGAGCCCUCAGGCCUUGUGCAGGCCAUUGUAGGUGUCUUCCACAGAGGUUAUGAAACAGUAGCGUCCAUUUUGGGGCCUUCCAACUCCGUUCCAGCUGAAGGGGCAAACCAGGCCCUUUCAUCCUCUGUGGAAACAGAGAUCCACUUAGGUAGUACCUCUACCACUCUCCCAGAUCCCUCUCCCCUCAUUCCGGAUGCAAUCUCUGUGGAGUCAGCUCACCGUGAAGGCUUGGUUCAAACCAAUAUAGCCAUUGAUCUUCCCACAACUGCUGAACCCUACAUGUGGACUCUAGCAGGAGAUCGAUCCGAAUCUCCAUCACCAACCACAUACAGUGAUGAUGGUUUUGUUGGAGCAGUAGGCCCGGGUAGUAUGAAGAAAUGGCCCCCACUAACGGCGGCUGACCUUUCAGAGAUCUCAAAAGAAGACUUUGGUGUAGCAAAGGAAGAGGAGAUUUCGGCUGGCUCGUGGGAUCAUGUAGGAGAGAAACCAGGAGUCACAGGGCAGGAUUUGAGACAGAUAUCAGGUUGUGUUGAAGGUUUGGUAGCAGAGAGGCCAGUAGAGAAUUUGAAGGAUGAAAUGGGAGCAGAACUAUCAGCUUCUCUGGACAAAGGCCCCCAACACACAAGCACAGAGGCCUCUCCUAAUGCCACUCAGCCCUCCACAGACAAGUCACUGGUAGAGACACCUUCAGUGCCAAGAGAAAUGAUCUCAGGCAAAUCAUCUGAAGACCAGGUCCUCUCAAUUGAACCACACACAGACGUUGUACGGCCUCAGCGAGGCAGGAAGCCACAACGGGAUAUUCCUCCAGAACUUCCACUGAAAGCUAGUGAUCAAAGUGAAAUGACUGCAAAUCCUACUACAACGACGGUUCCACUGCGUCCUUUGAGGAGGAAGGACAGCCUAACUCCGGAUCGCAACACAAAUCCUCACGGGGCAUCGCUCAAUGUGGUUCCUCCUCGCCGUACAAGGAACAGAGACGCCAGUCUUCCUCCCGAUCCUCAACAGAGUGCUGAUGCACAAAUUGGUGCUGGCCAGUCAGUCCGUGCACAGUCAACGACUGAAUUGGUCCUUCCUCCCAGGCUGAGGAAAAGAGAUGGCAGUCUCCCUCUAGAGACAGGAAGUGCUGUUGCUCAGGCCAACACCCAGGUGGUCCCAUCCCGGCCGGUGAGGAGACGGGACAGCAGUAGAGACUCAACACAAAGAGCCGACGCUCUCGUCCCUCGUUGUCGUGUAAAGAAAAGAGAUGGCAGUGUUCCUUCAGAAGCCCCACAGAAAGCUGAUGAAGCUGUGCUGCCAACCUCAGACCCACCACACAGGCCUCUGAGGAGAAAAGAUAGCCUCACACCUGAGCCUCCCAAACAGAAAGCGGAUGAACCAGGAAGCUUAACUUCCCAGGAGAACACCAUCGAUGACACUGUUCCGGCCCAUUGCGUAAUGGCUUCUGAAGCUUCCAGCUGUCUUGAGCCUCCUCAGGACAUGAACAAACCUGUCCAAGUAGCCGUGGGUCUGAUUCCACCCAAGCCUCCCAGGAGGAGGGUGAGUCUCACCCCUGAACCUUCUCAGGAAGCCCAUCUCGAAGACAUCAACAUUUCUGAGGCAAGAACAGAGCUUGUUCCUCCUGUGCGCUCAAGGAGAGCCUCAAAGGCCACUCCUGAACCAACACAUAGACCUGAUGACCUGGAAGAUAUCUCUGGCCGGUCUGCCGCUGAGGAAGUCCCCACCACAUGCAAAACAAAGACACAAGAUGAUCUCCCUAUUGAGCCUGUCCAGACAGAGACAGACAAUGAUUCAGGGGUUGGGGAGACUGCCCCACUCUCAAUCAUCAGAAUGAUAGGCCCAUCAAGGUGCAAGAAAACCCAAGGUCUUUCAGCAAAAUCAGGAGAAUCAGAUGGUGCAGAAGAGACCACGGCUGUAGAGUCCACAGCUCCUGUCCCGAUAAAUAACCCGCUCAGGGACUCUCAAGUAAAACAGUCUCAGACUUCUACCGAAAUGGCUACCACCGAGACAGUUGAAGAGGAGCCAACUGUGGCCUCAGCAGGAGACGCUGCCUGGCGUGGAAAGAUGGAGGUCGAACAGCUCCUACCAGUCCCGAUGCCUCGAGUGAAGAAGCGCCUCAGUGGCACGUUCCCCAACGAUUUCCCACCCCCAGACGUCAACUCUCCCGUUCUGUCCGAUGCCUCUACGACUGCUGAUGAAGCCACCAGGCCCCCCAGGGAGAGGGGACGCUCACCUGCAACCUCCAGAGGGCUGGAUCCCCCUCAACAUGGCGACAGGAGCAGCAGCCUCCCUCCUUUGUCCCCUGGAGACCCUUCGACACCCGACGAGCUGGUUGUACCCCUACGCAGGAAAAGGAGCAGGGUCCAGAUUGAUGGCAUUGAGAGUACACACCCGGCAGGUGGACCAGCGGGUCUUCCUGUUCCAAAACCAAGGGGAAGGAAACGUCUGAGUGGAUCUUUCCCUGACGACUUCAAUGCGCCCAGCCCCCUAUCUUUAUGUCCGCUAGACUCAACAUCAAAAAUGCCAGACCAGAAUAGGUCACUGGGGGAUGAACCUUACCCCUCUCUCUUCCCUGUGCCCUGUCCUAGGACAAGCCUAAAGUCCUUCUCUGAUUUGAUUCCUCCAUUGGAUUCUCCCAUCUCUACUCAAAGUGAUGCACCUGAGAGCAAGCUAACCCCGCCUCAGAAGGAUGAAGAACCAACCAGUCAGGAAGUCAUGGAGAGUUCAGCGUCAAUGGAGACAAGUACUGAGGUGUCUGAUGACGGGUUUGUUACAGUACAAGUCCCAUCACGGUUGAAACAGGAAGUAGACCCACAGGAUGUUGCCGAAGAACAAGAACAAGCGGACGCCACCAUUUCUCAGACAACAGACUCGGUUGAAGUCACGGCCGGUAAGAGGGCACUGGAGGAGAGCACAGAGAGCUGGACCUUCGCAGAUACUGAGAGCUUUGUUACUGAGGACAGUGAAAAAGAUGAGGCCGUCCCAGAAACAGCACCUGCCUCCACUCCUGCCUCGGGACAGGAGGACUGGCUGCAUGUAGACAGAGCCAUAGAGGCAGAACAGAUGGACACAGACUCGAGUAAAGAGAUGGGGGUUGAAGAAGAGGUGGACUUUGGCUUUAUGUCAAUAGCAAUAGCUACCAGUGACUUAGAGGAGAAAGGGCAACAGGAUGCUUCCGAAGAGUCUUCGGGCCUUGCUCCGCCAUUGCCUGGUCAGAUGUCAACACCACAGCGUCAAGAGAGUGCUGCUACCUCAGAUGCACUGGAGUUCAGCCCUGGCCUGGUCACCUCCAGCCAGUCUCUGCUGGAGUGGUGCCAGGAAGUCACCCAGGGUCAUAAAGGGGUCAAGAUCACCAACUUCAGCACGUCCUGGAGGAAUGGUCUGGCCUUCUGUGCAAUCCUCCACCACUUCCACCCAGACAAGAUAGACUUUGAAAUGCUUGACCCAUAUGACAUCAAGCGCAACAACAAGCAGGCCUUCGAUGGCUUUGCCGAGGUGGGCAUCUCUCGGCUGAUGGAGCCCUCGGACAUGGUUCUCCUGGCGGUGCCUGACCGCCUCAUCGUGAUGACCUACCUCAACCAGAUCCGCACGUAUUUCAUGGGCCAGGAACUGAGCGUCCUCCACAUCGAGAAGAACAGCAGCGAGUCGAGCUACGCCGUGGCCGGAGAGAGCCGGCAGGACGUCGACACGGAGGCGGCCACCCGCUACUAUGCCCAGAAGCUCCAGGAGGAGGGGAUAACCCUAGACACCAAUGGGAGUGCUGCGGCAGAGGAUGAAGCAGGUUCGAAGACCAAUAGGGACAUGGUCCCGCCUCCCAGAACUAAACGAGCAGCAGGUGCAGGGAGUACCCAGGCCCCAGUGGCACCACCUCGGACUCACUUCCUGUCCAAGUCUGGAUUCUCCCAUGUAAAGGAUGCAGACCUGGUGAAGAAACGACGGUCUCAGAGGAGAAGUAGUUCUCCAGAGGAGUGUGAUCCCGCAGAGGCUGCGUCGGGUCAAGAGGAGAGUGCUGGUGCUAUAAGAAAAUCAGAGACAGAAGGCCAGGAGCUAGGGACAUCUGGUGAGGAGACCAGAAUGGCAGAGGACGGCCAGGACUCCAGCGAGUACGUCCUGAGUGAAAUGUCGGCUCUGGAGGCGGAACAGAAGCACAUCGACAGCAGAGCAGACGUGGUGGAGAGGAAACUCAGGCGACUGAUGGAGACAGGCAGUGACAAGGUGGAUGAGGAGAAGUUAAUCCAGGAGUGGUUCACGCUGGUCAACAAGAAAAACGCCCUCAUCAGAAGGCAGGACCACCUUCAGCUACUGCUGGAGGAGCAGGACCUGGAGAGGAAGUUUGAAAUGCUAAACAAAGAACUGCGAGACAUGAUGGCUGUGGAGGAGUGGCAGAAGACGCAAGCCCACCAGCACAGGGAGCAGCUGCUGCUGCAGGAGCUGGUGUCCCUGGUCAACCAGAGAGACGAGCUGCUUCACGACAUCGACGCCAAGGAGAGAGGGGCUCUGGAGGAGGAUGAGAGACUGGAGAGAGGCCUUGAGCAGAGGAGGAGGAAGUACGCAGACAAGCGCAAGGAGAAGUGUGUGGUGCAGUGAUUACACUGGUGUCAGCAAUGGGAAUGGUCCCUUGGUCCACUCCGUGUGUGUGUGUGUUUAGGUUAUCUAGUGAUGCCAGAAUGGAGUACAACUGACACUCCAAGAGCAUACGACUGUAGCAGCAUAUGCAGGUAUUGUUACUGUAUAAUGAGCAAUACUUACUGUUCUGAGGACAUAUACUUACUGUUCUGAGGCAAAACAUGCUCACUUGCUCAUGUGGUUGAAUCCCCUUUUGAAGCCUGUCUCUGACUGUUGAUCAAUCACUUGACACUAUUUGAGUUUGUGUGUGUGUGGAUUUAAUAGAUUCUGAAGUGUCUGUUGUUACAUAAUCUCUUUAUUGUGAAUGCAUGAAGUGUGUGUGUGUGUGUGUGUGUGUGUGAGUACACUACAAUAAGAUGGGGUUACAUGAUCUAUGACUGCAUAGAGUUGGUUCAAACAGGCAAAUGAGGCCCGGUUUACCCUACUGAAGUAUAAGAACUAUUACAGUAUGCUGACUGAGGUAUUCAACUGAAACAUUUUACACUGAAUGUAAUGGCAAGGGUAUUACAGUCCUAAUGUGCCAAGUAUACCAAAGAUUUACUCAUAUGAGUAGCUAAUUUCCCUUGAGAAAGACAAGGACACAUGUGCCUAAGGAAUGCUAUAGAUUUCAAGUUUUUUUACAGUAUGUUGAACUUUGCAGGAGGCAGCAGGAGAUACAAAAGAAAAAAGUCAGUUACAAAAGUCAGCCAAGCUGAAAAAAAUAUUUUAAUUUAUAGGUUUUAUUUAUCGAUAUUUAUAUCGAUAUCUUGCAUUUAAACCUGUCCUUGUAUUGUGUAACUUAAACAGGUCAUAACUUAGUUAUGAUGCAGUAUGAAUAAGAAACACUAUACACUUUAAAUGUUACAGUGUAUAGGGUAAAUGUACAACGUUACUAAUAUGCCAUUGUGGUAUAAAAAACACCUGCUUUUAACCAGAAUAGAAGAUGUUUAUCAUUACUCAAAUAUCAAUACUUCUGAAUUUCUACAGUAUUUUAAUACUGGAUCAGAUAACUUUAUCAGUUUCAGAGGAACAUGAUACUUCUAAGCUAGUUUAGGCAUAUUCUGUGAGACGUAAUGUUGUUUUGGUUUUAGAUAGUUUGAAGUUAUUUCCCAGCUUGUAUACCCAGCCCUGUUCCUCUUUUAACUGUGGUCAUGUUUAUCACUCCCAGGGCGUGUUUGAGUGUGUGUGAGUUUGUUAACUGCCUUUUGGGAGAAAGUUGUAAUUGUUUUAUUGUUGAAUUUGCACUAUUUGUAAAGUUUGGAGAAUAAAGAGAAUAAUUUGUGACUUA